GCAUGGUGGCAGUGUUGUACCACAGGCCUUUGAAGGUCAAACCAAUACAGGACGUGACGUAUUCUCCUUUCCUCUGUUAGUUCAAAUACUGCAGCGCGGAUCAGUCGCCGAUUUUGUGCUGUAUAUCUGGGCAUAAUGGAGUUUGACGACAGUCUCCUAGUAGAGCGAAUCGAUGAUUUAGAGACGAUUACGACAUUAGAACCGGAACAUUUAAUGACCUUUCACUGUGUGCAGUGUAACACGGUUCUGGCGGACUCUUUAGGGGUGUGCGGAGAGCUGAAAUGCAUCGACUCCGUCAUGUGCAUGCGAGUAACCAAUGACGUGGUUGUGAGUGGCGCUCUGGAGUCACUUCACCAAGGGGAACUGGCUAACUGCAUUUGCUCCAAUCUAAAAUGCCGUGCGUGCAACAGUGUCGUGGGGAAACGCAUUCACGCUGCUCCUUCGCAUCUGGCUGCUGUUCGCUCCGUCUUUCUCCUGAACAAAGCCAGAAUGAGCUGUUACAUUCUGGACAGCAGCUCAAUGGUGAAGGCAUCAUCUCUCUCGUUUGAGCUGAAGCCUCUUCAGGAAACUGUUGAAGAGGCAAGGCAGGAGUGUGAAGAACAGCUGGAUCAGAUGGCACACACACUGGCUGACAUGAGCAUGAACAUCAGCAGUCGAAGCAGGAAGUGGUGUUCGUAAGAUGUUUGGAGUUUGGGCUGUAUGUGUGUGUGGACUUGUUCUGUUGUUGAUGUUCCAGCAUUUAGCUUCUUUUUUUAAAAUCAUCAUUCUGGAUGCUGUUAGGCUGCGCAUGUUCUUUUUAAAAAAAAAAUUUUAAAAGCAGAUAACGUACCUUUCUUUGUAUUAAACUGAUGAAUCUUUUUUAAUUAAUUUUUCACUCAAGUUCUGCUACACUUAUUUGUACAUUAUAUAUGUUUUUGUGUUUUUUUACAAUAAAUUUGAGUUUGAUA
Molecule: messenger RNA, 947 nt
Organism: Gambusia affinis (western mosquitofish)
Lineage: Eukaryota; Metazoa; Chordata; Actinopteri; Cyprinodontiformes; Poeciliidae
Gene: oip5
Product: opa interacting protein 5
Exons: 5
Coding region: 136-678 (180 amino acids)
Biological process (GO): CENP-A containing chromatin assembly; chromosome segregation
Cellular component (GO): chromatin; nucleus; chromosome, centromeric region
Source: RefSeq, a predicted model, not a curated record